This is a messenger RNA of Jatropha curcas, 2811 nucleotides long. Its product is annotated as zinc finger CCCH domain-containing protein 18. Lineage: Eukaryota; Viridiplantae; Streptophyta; Magnoliopsida; Malpighiales; Euphorbiaceae. The record is from RefSeq and is a predicted model, not a curated record. Gene Ontology annotation, molecular function: RNA binding; metal ion binding.
UCAAAGUCGAAAAUGAGGCAAUAUUUAUAGCCUUCUUCUUCUGUAGCUUAUAAAGAUAUCUAUAGACUUGGAAAUGAGUAUAUAAAAUCCUAAAGCUUAAAAUAAAAUAGAAAAAAAAAAAAAAAAACUGUAUAGUGUUUUUAGUGACUUAGCAACUAUUUUUAAUCAUUGAGAGCUUUUCUUUUUCUUUUCCUUCUAAUCAUCUGUAAGUGAGUGAAUGCCCUUUCUUUACAUACAAUAUAUAUUAUAAAUUACUGUUGAUACUUCCUAAAUUAUACUGAAGCAGUUUGUGGUUGUGAAGUGUUUGAAGCAUAAUUCUGUGAGUAUGAUAUUGAGAGAAAGAAGUUGAAGACUGAAGAGGGUGUUUAGAGAUGGUGUUCAAAGAUCUUUCCUGGUUCUGCUUCUUCUGAUAUAUACAGCUUUUGUUCCAAAACUGAGACUGAAAAGAUUUUAAUUGUGAUUACAGACAGUCCUAGUUGCGAGAUGGAUUUUUCAGAUGGUACAAGGAUUUUGCACAAUAGAAUCAGUAAAAUGGAACCAGAGAAUGUUACUAAGAUUAUUGGUUAUCUUCUUAUACAUGGAGGUGGUGAACAAGAAAUGUUCAAUUUGGCUAUGAGUCCUGAUGUCGUUAUUCAAGAAAUUAUUUAUAAAGCUAAAGCUGAACUAAAUCAAUUUCCCCUCAAAAAGGCAAAUUCACCACUCUCACCGUCCUUGAAUUCACCUCCUGUUUCAGAACUUCCCUCACAGUAUACUCCUUUUUCCCCUGUUUCAUCUCGGUCUGCAUUUUUGUCCCCAGCAGCUUUUCGCAGCCCUUCUUCGUACUGGGAUUCUCCGGCUAAGCAUAAUUCAGAUUUUGUGUCAAUGGGAUACAUGGAUUCUGCAUCUGAGAUCCAAGGCCAAACUCAGUUUUUGAGUUUGGAUGACCAAAUAGAGCCUGUCAAUUUGGGAAAUUCUGGUUUUCCAAGUGAUUAUUUUUACUCCGAUGCUGCAUUGAGUAAUUUAAGUGCUAGGGCAGGACGUCGAUAUUCAAGCUUGAAUGACUUCCCAGUUAAGACUUGUCACUAUUUCAACAAGGGUUUUUGUAAGCAUGGAAGUAAUUGUAGGUACUUUCAUGGUCAAGUCUCGGAGAGCUUUCCUCGAUCAUUUGACUCUAUCAACGAUGAUCAAGUUUUCUCACCGGGUUCACUUGAGAAAUUGGAGUUGGAAAUCAUAGAGCUCUUAAAAUCAAGAAAAGGAAAUCCUGUUUCAAUUGCUUCUCUGCCAAUGAUAUAUUACGAGAAGUAUGGAAAAGUUCUUCAAGCUGAAGGGUAUCUUACAGAGAGUCAGAGACAUGGGAAAGCUGGUUAUAGUUUGACUAAGCUUCUUGCUAGAUUGAAAAACAGUAUUCGAUUGAUUGACAGGUGCAUUAUACCUCAUGGUCAGCAUGCCGUAAUUUUAGCAGAAGAUGUUCCAAAAUACAUGGAAAAUCGUGGCGAUAGAAAUGAUCCUGGUCCAAUUGUUAGCGGUUCACGACAGAUAUAUCUAACAUUUCCAGCUGAGAGUACUUUUACUGAAGAUGAUGUCUCCAACUAUUUCAACACUUUUGGACCAGUUGAGGAUGUAAGGAUUCCAUGCCAACAGAAGAGAAUGUUUGGUUUUGUAACAUUUGAAAGUGCAGACACUGUGAAGAUGAUUUUGGCAAAAGGGAAUCCUCAUUUUGUUUGCGGUGCUCGGGUCCUUGUCAAACCUUACCGAGAAAAAUCAAAGCUUGUUGAUAGGAAGUAUCAGGAGAGAAUUGAGCAUCCAUUGUUUUUCUCUUCUCAGUAUCUAGACAUGGAUGCAGAGCUUCAUUCAAUGCCAAGAGGAUAUGAGACCUCAAGGUUGCUGAGGAAGCAGCUUUUGGAAGAGCAGGAGCAAGCUCUUGAACUUGAGAGGAGGCGGCUUGCAGAGUUGCGAAUACCUCCAAAGCCUAUGACCAAUCAGUCCUAUUUUGGCUACUCUAUGAAUGGGCUAAAAUUCUCAGAAGAUAAUUUCAAUUUGCCAUCCACCGAACGUUUUAGUUACCUGCUCGACGUUCUGAACAGUGGUUCAGCGAGUGAUGAUAGAUUCAGGCAUACCGAGACCAAUUAUGCAGACCAGGACAGUCAAGGACUGAAUUUGCCAGAGAGCCCAUUUGCGUCUCCAAUAGCUAGCGGCAUUUCUACAGUCAUAUAGAUUCAGCAGAACAGAAGAAUUAUAGAGUUACGAGAAACAAAGGCAACAGCAACAUCUUUGGUUUGAUACAUAACAGCUCCUUCUUUUCCUUUUUGAAAAUUUUCCCUUCGGUUUUCCCUUAACUUGUUCACGCAAGUACAGAAUGGCUUAGCAACUCCUCGCAAUCCAUCUAACCCGUUUACCGGGUAAAAAGGUAGCAAAGCAGAAUAUGAUACACAGGAGUACAUGUAAGAAGAAAGCUACAGUUUUUUCCCCUGUUCUAAUGUUACAGAAACAAUGCAAGAAGAAGGUUUGGAUAUUUUACUCUUUAGCGGCGGAUGUAAUUACUCUUUAGCAGAACCAAGGAAUUAGAACAUAUGUAGUGUUUCAGAGAAGUUAGUGUUUAAAAUCUCUGCAACACUCACAAAUAGAUGAAAUAACUUCUACAGAAGGAUUAGUAGUUGGCUCAUACCAGUUUAGAAAAGGUUGUUCAUAGUUUUUAUCCCUUUUUUCUUAAAUCUCACAUGUUGGGCAUUCUUUUUGCCCAGCCAGCUACUGUUAUUGCCCUUCUUUUGGCUUAAGUACAAAGAAUGAUAUUAUCCUCCAUUUCUAUUAGUUACUGGCUUUUGUCUUUCUUUC